Messenger RNA from Manduca sexta (tobacco hornworm), 1704 nucleotides. Its product is annotated as pickpocket protein 28. Gene Ontology annotation, cellular component: membrane. Gene Ontology annotation, molecular function: ligand-gated sodium channel activity. Lineage: Eukaryota; Metazoa; Arthropoda; Insecta; Lepidoptera; Sphingidae. The transcript is spliced from 14 exons. The record is from RefSeq and is a predicted model, not a curated record. Gene Ontology annotation, biological process: sodium ion transmembrane transport. The coding region runs from base 1 to 1704 and encodes 567 amino acids.
AUGGAGUUUAUUAAUCCCAUGUCACACCCUCACCAAUUUACUCGUCUCCACCUUUUGUCCUAUAAAUAUUCGACUACGUUACUUCCAUUUUUAUUUGAUGUUAAUUUUUUUAUUUAUAGGAUUGAAGAUGAGAUUCCUACGGUGUAUGACAAAGACUGUUCUAGGAAGCAAAAGAAACGCCAAAAAGUCCUUGUAGAUGAGCUACAAGACUUCGCCAGAAACACGACUUUGCAUGGUCUUAGAUACAUCACGGAGAAAGGAGUGUCUGUUGUUGAGAAAAUAUUUUGGCUGAUCCUGUUCUUGUUGAGCGUCUCCAUCUGUUCGUAUCAGAUUCGUAACGUUUGGAUUAAGUGGGGGAACACUCCGGUCAUUGUCUCCAUCAAUGAACGCUUAGUGCCCGUGUCUGAGGUUCCCUUUCCUUCGGUAACGAUAUGCCCACAGUCGAAGAUUUCAAAAUUUGAUUAUGAUUAUAGCAAAGAGAAAGAAAAAAUAAGUAUAGUACAUAAGGAUAUUUCGAACAUGUCAAUCGAAGCCAGGAAAAAGUUCGAAGAUGUCUCAGUUAUUUGUACCAAAUUCAAUUACAUCGUUCAUUCCCUCUUUAGGAUGUUAAAUCGAAACUAUUCUGAUGAACUCGUGCAAAAUCUUGAUGAGGCGACAGAAAUACAUAAUGUAAUGCUGAUGAACUCUAGUGCUUGCAUGUGGCGCAUGGAGUCGAUACCCUGCUACGAGAUUUUUAAUAAAGUUUACACCCAAGAAGGCAUUUGCUUUAAUUUUAACGCACUGGCCGCGGAGGAUAUAUUCCGCACGAAACAAUUGCAGAAUAAUUACAGUUACUUAAAUACGACAAAACUUCUCAAUAAAUGGUCAAUGGAAGGCGGAUACGAGGACGAUUCCACUGAAGAUCCGUAUCCUAGGCGAGGACGGGAAAACGGCGCCUACCUCGAUCUUGUUAUCACAAUGGUGGAUGAUAAAUAUAAUCUUGACAAAGCGUGUAACUCACUCUAUUCGGGAUAUAAGGUAUACGUGCAUCAUCCUAUGGAUAUGCCGCAGUCAUCUCUCUACUACUACGCGAUGCUACCGGAGCAAACUUCCUCUCUUGCUCUCAAGUUUAACUUGGUGACGUCAUCAGAUGAGAUCCAAUACUAUUCUCCGGAAGUACGACACUGCUACUUCCCCGGGGAGCGGUAUCUCCGCUAUUUUCAAAUAUACACCGAGAAUAACUGCAGGCUCGAGUGUCUGUCCAACUACACAUACAACAUGUGCGGCUGCGUGGGUUACUAUAUGCCUUAUAAUGCCAGUGACAAGAUAUGCACUAUUCAAAGCAGACAGUGCAUGGAAUCGGUAGAAGAAAUAUUGGCGAAGAGAGAGACGGGGGACAUCAGCUCAAGACUGUGCAAAUGCUUUCCUGCUUGCAACAACAUCGAAUAUGACGCAGAGAUCACGAAAGCAGAGUUAAAUGUCAAUCGCUUCUUAUCCAGCGAAGACUCGGACACUUCAGUUUGGGAUUAUAGAAACUACACGUUUUCGAGGCUGGAGAUGUAUUUCAAGAGCCCUCGCUUCGUCUCCAUGCGCCGCUCGGAGCUGUUCGGUCUGACCGACUUCAUCGCCAACUGCGGAGGGCUGCUAGGCUUGUUCCUAGGGUUCUCCUUCCUCAGCCUCGUCGAGAUCAUCUACUUCCUGACCCUCAGGUAUUGUCUACUGUAA